This is a messenger RNA of Cannabis sativa, 1422 nucleotides long. RefSeq lists its product as uncharacterized. Gene Ontology annotation, biological process: endoplasmic reticulum unfolded protein response; protein deubiquitination. Gene Ontology annotation, cellular component: nucleus; cytosol. The record is from RefSeq and is a predicted model, not a curated record. The coding region runs from base 228 to 1241 and encodes 337 amino acids. Lineage: Eukaryota; Viridiplantae; Streptophyta; Magnoliopsida; Rosales; Cannabaceae. Gene Ontology annotation, molecular function: cysteine-type deubiquitinase activity. The transcript has 5 exons.
AAUAUUUAUAUAUAACUUUUUAGAGCAGUGGUCCCCACAUCCUCUUUUCCCUUCCAUAAAAUGGUUCGCCGUCAUCACACCUUAACCAAUUAAAAUUUAAAAAGACGAAAAUGGUCAUCUGAAGAUGGGUGCGUAGGAUUAAAGAGUUUGUAGUGUGACACUGGGUUUAGGCGGCACACGAUAGCAUCGUCCAACAAAAAACUCCACCAUCGUCGUUCUCCUCGGUGAUGCUUGCUGUACUCUGCUCUCGCUCCAAGCCUAGGAUCCUCAGCGCUUUCCUCUCCUCUUUCUCUCACGGCUCAGCAGUUCAUCAUCAUCUUCAUCAUCAAUCCUACAACAAUUACCACUACGCUCGCUUCGUUCAUGGUCCGGGCACCGUCUCCGGUCCCGGUCCGGUUCAAUUCUCUGACUUAGUGGUUGGUCACGCCGGCCAUGACCACCGGCGUCGCCACCACUCCAGUGCUUGCCAGCUCGGCGCGUCUUGUGGUGGAGCUGCUUCUAUCUGGCACGCCAUCUUGCCGUCUUCCGGUGGUCGAAGGUUCGAUCGACGCCGUCCCGCGAUUCAUUUCGACCUGAGAGGCGAGGGCUCGUGGAACGCUGCUCUUGACGCGCGGCCUGCGCGCUGGCUCCACCGUGCCGACUCGGCUUGGCUUCUCUUCGGCGUCUGCGCUUGCCUCGCUCCAGUCGUCGAUUGCUGCGCCGACGCGAGCGCCGAAGCGCCAGUUUCGGAGCAGAAGCUUGUCGUUUCUGAUGAGAACAUCGAUAGCUCCGCCGAUUACAGGAUUACAGGGGUUCUUGCUGAUGGUCGGUGCUUGUUUAGAGCCAUAGCUCAUGUGGCCUGCUUAAGGAAUGGAGAAGAAGCUCCUGACGAAAUUCGUCAAAGAGAACUUGCUGAUGAUUUAAGAGCUCAAGUUGUGAAUGAGCUUUUAAAGAGGCGAGAGGAGUCAGAAUGGUUCAUUGAAGGGGAUUUUGAUGCUUAUGUGAAAAAUAUUCAACAACCUUAUGUAUGGGGUGGAGAGCCUGAAUUGCUCAUGGCAUCUCAUGUUUUAAAGACACCCAUAUCAGUUUUCAUGGUAGAUAGAAGCAACGGCAGAUUGGUUAACAUAGCCAAGUACGGCGAAGAAUAUGGUAAGAACGAAGAAAAUCCCAUCAAUGUCCUGUUUCAUGGCUAUGGCCACUAUGAUAUCUUGGAGGCUCCAUUGGGCAAAAGCAGUCAAAAACAAAGCAUGGUACAAGUUUGAUAUGGUUUUUAGAAUAUACUAUUGCAGUUUUCCAUAAUAAAUUAAUCUCGUAAUGAGAGAGUUUCACCAGUAGCAAAAGAUGUCAAGUUCAAUAGCAUUGGCUUGUUCAAAUUUUUGUAGGUUUCUUGUUUUUUCUUCAAAGAAUUCAGUAUACAGUAGAAGGAGAUGCUUUAUAACUUAA